Molecule: messenger RNA, 1726 nt
Organism: Amborella trichopoda
Lineage: Eukaryota; Viridiplantae; Streptophyta; Magnoliopsida; Amborellales; Amborellaceae
Gene: LAP3
Product: Calcium-dependent phosphotriesterase superfamily protein
Cellular component (GO): endomembrane system
Molecular function (GO): hydrolase activity
Source: RefSeq, a predicted model, not a curated record
AAGCAUGGCCAACUAACAUUCACUCACUCCCAACCAUCACCACUCCAUGUUCCUAGUGUGAUACUACUUAUAAAUUAGAUUGAACAAAUACACAGCAAUCCUCUAAAGUAGUUUCUACUCUCUUCUUCUGUACUCAAAGAACUUGGCCAUGGAGAAAAUAAGCUUCUUUGGGCAUGAAGGGCCAUGCCAACACCUACUACUUGCCCUCAUAGCACUUGCUAUAGCCUUCAUUGUCUUGAAUCCCUUUCACUUGGGACCUUUAGGGGGCCACGACUUCAGACCAGUAAGGCACAAUAUAGCUCCUUAUAGAGAAGUUAUGGCGAAUUGGCCAAAAGAUAACCAGAGCCGCCUGCGGUUCGGGAAGAGAGAGUUUGUCAAUGAGGUCUACGGCCCCGAGUCGAUAGACUUUGACUUAGAGGGAAGGGGUCCUUACACUGGCUUGGCCGAUGGCCGAGUUGUGAGGUGGAUGGGGGAUGGUCUAGGAUGGGAGACCUUUGCACUCGUUACUCCCGGCUGGUCUGAGAGCCUAUGUGCUAAUGGUAUCCACUCAACCACAUCAAAGCAAUCAAAGCACGAGCACAGGUGUGGCCGGCCUCUCGGCCUGCGGUUCAACAGAAAGAGUGGAGACUUGUACAUUGCAGAUGCCUACCAUGGCCUCAUGAUGGUGGGUCCGCAAGGGGGGAUCGCUACCCCUUUGGCUACUCAUGCAGAAGGAGAGCCAAUCCUUUUUGCAAAUGACUUAGACAUCCAUAGAAAUGGGUCCAUUUUCUUCACUGACACUAGCAGAAGAUACAAUAGAUUGAAUCAUUUCUUUAUACUAUUGGAAGGAGAGGAUACAGGAAGACUACUCAGAUAUGAUCCUUUAACUAAAAUGACCUCAGUUGUUCUUAGAGGUUUGUCCUUUGCAAAUGGAGUGCAGAUAUCUAAAGAUCAAACAUAUCUCCUCUUCACUGAGACCACAAAUUGCAGGAUAAUGAGAUAUUGGCUGGAGGGACCAAAAGCUGGAAGCAUGGAGCUGUUUGCAGAUUUGCCUGGUUUCCCGGACAAUGUGAGACUGAAUGAUAAGGGCCAAUUUUGGGUUGCAAUUGACUGUUGUCGAACACCUGUCCAGGAGAUACUCUCUCACAAUCCAUGGAUUAGAAACAUAUAUUUCAGGUUGCCCCUAAAGAUGAGCAUUUUAGCUAGGAAAAUGGGAAUGAAGAUGUACACAGUCAUAGCCCUCUUCAAUGAGGAUAGAGAGAUUGUAGAAGUCUUAGAAGAUAGAAGAGGUGAUGUAGCAAAACUAGUCAGUGAGGUUAAAGAGGUGAAUGGGAGACUUUGGAUAGGAACUGUGGCCCACAAUCAAAUCACUACUCUCUCCUUUCCUUGAUUUGUAAGAAUAGAAGGCCUUUGUAGAGCCUAAAUUCAUGAAUUCAUCCUCCUAUUUAAUGAAACAUAAUUUUGGCAAGAAGAUCCCUUCAAGAUUAGGUAGAUAUUAAGGGCUGCAAAACUUGUGUCUGUACCUUGGGUCUUAAUUUAUCCACCAUCCCAUUAGAAUUGCUCUUUCUGAAAGGCUAAACAUGUGUUAUAAUCUCCCUUGUUAUAUAUGUUGUCAAUGUAUUGAUGCUUGUGUUGAUAUCUUCAUUUGUUUGGUAGAUAAGCUGGGUUGUAAUUUAUAAGUACAAGUUUGUUGUAGCCAGUACCUUUCAAAUGGACUAUGUAUAGGUAUUUGAAAUCUUCUUCUUCA